Phycodurus eques (leafy seadragon) is the source of this 4197-nucleotide messenger RNA. RefSeq names its product NPC1-like 1 (gene npc1l1). Gene Ontology annotation, cellular component: membrane. The record is from RefSeq and is a predicted model, not a curated record. Lineage: Eukaryota; Metazoa; Chordata; Actinopteri; Syngnathiformes; Syngnathidae.
AUGGGCGAGCUGUUGGUCAUUCUCAUUCAGAUUGUGUUUCGGAGCGUGCAGGUGCUGUCGCAGAGCGAGCAUCAACCGGGCUACUGCGCUUUCUACGAGGAGUGCGGACGCAACCCUUUGGUGGGAGCGGCCCUCAUCCCUCCCAUCGUCCCCUGCCGAAAUUAUAGCCGAGCCCGGGAGCUGACGGGAAACCACUACCACAAACUCAAAGAGGUGUGCCCCGUGUUGGAUAAGGGCGUCGGCAGCACAUUUGCCUGUUGCUCCAUGAAGCAGCUGUCAUCCCUGGAAAUAAGUUUGACUUUGUCCAAGGCCCUGCUGGUGCGCUGCCCUUCUUGUGCUGAAAACUUUGCCCACCUGCACUGCAUCAACACCUGCAGCCCGAACCAGAGCCAGACAGUCAAAGUCACAAAGGUCAUGAAUGUUACCAACAACCUGGGAAUGACCAGAGAGGCCGUGGUGGAGUACCAGGCGUACCUCACCACCGGCUUUGCGGACACCGCCUUCCAGUCGUGCCAACAUGUCCGAAUCCCCGCCACGGGAAGCUUCGCCAUCGCCACCAUGUGCGGCCGCUACGGCGCCAAGCUCUGCACCCCCCAGCGCUGGUACGACUUCCAGGGGGACUCUAGCAACGGUCUGGCUCCUUUGGACAUUGAUUUCAGACUCAUAAACGAUGGAGAAACGGAGGGAGUACCCGAGGGUGUGUUUCCCUACAGCGGGCGAGCCUUCAGGUGCAAUGAGACCACGCCGUCCGGAGGUCAGGUGUGCUCGUGUCAGGACUGCAAAGGAUCGUGCCCUGCCGUUCCACCUCUCCCGCUGCCACCGGGACCCUUCCGACUUUUGGGCACGGACGGCUUGCUUGUCAUUUCUAUCAUCUUAUUCUGUCUCCUCGUAUUUUCUUUCCUCUUCUUUCUCUUGGUCUCUUGCCAUGUCAAGUCACAGAAGAAGCAGGAUGAAGACAAAGAGAAGAGGAAGAGGAAAAGCAAAGAUCAGAACUGUAACGAGGUCAAUCAGCGGCUCAUUCGUCCGUCAGAGGUGACGUGCGCCGACAAGAACAGCAUGGCCGCUCAGGCCUUCCUAAGCUCCGUCUUUCAGACGUGGGGAACACUCAUGGCGACUUAUCCCAUCACGGUGCUCCUGGUAUCAGCGGUCGUCGUGGCGGCGUUUGCCGCCGGCCUCAUGUCCAUCGAGCUCACCACCGACCCGGUGGAGCUCUGGUCGGCUCCCGACAGCCGAGCCCGUCGGGAGAAGGAUUUCCACGAUAAACACUUCGGCCCGUUCUUCAGGACCAACCAGUUGAUCUUGACAGCGCCGGGCAGAAAAGGACACAUUUAUGAUUCUUUGCUCUUUGGAGCGCAGAACUUCAGUGGCCUCGUCUCCAAAGAGCUCAUUAUUGAGAUGCUGCUUCUCCAGAAAGAAAUACAGAGCAUUGAGUUCUGGUCAGAGGACCUAAAUCGCACAGCGAGCCUGAAGGAUGUGUGCUUUGCACCGCUGAACCCCAACAACUCCUCCCAGACGGACUGUGCAGUCAACAGUCUGCCACAAUACUUCCAGAACAGCCUGGACAACAUCAAUGCCAAGGUCAACAUGACUAAGCUGGGGGAGACCAAAGAGGUAGACUGGAGAGACCACCUCAUCUACUGCCUCAACUCGCCUCUGUCGUUCAAAGACAACACCAAAUUGGGACUGAGCUGCAUGGCUGACUAUGGCGCUCCAGUCUUCCCUUUCCUGGCUGUCGGCGGCUACCGGGGUGACGAGUACACCGAGGCGGAGGCCUUCAUUUUGACCUUCUCCCUCAACAACUAUCCACGGACCAACGUCAAGUAUAACGUGGCGAUGCAGUGGGAGAAUGAAUUUCUGAAAAUUGUCCAAGAUUACCAGAGAGACCCGACGGCCAACUUCACGUUUGCAUACAUGGCAGAGAGGUCUCUGGAGGAUGAGAUCAAUCGGACGACAACGGAGGACAUUCCCAUCUUCAUGAUCAGCUAUGCUGUAAUCUUCGUUUACAUCGCUGUCGCUCUGGGGGAGUAUUCUUCAUGGAGACGCAUAUUGGUGGACUCCAAGUUUCUGGUUGGUCUCGGCGGGAUCUUGGUGGUGGCGUGCUCGGUGCUGGCGUCCAUGGGCUUCUACUCUUGGAUCGGCAUUCCCUCCUCGCUGGUCAUCCUGCAGGUCGUGCCCUUCCUGGUGCUCGCCGUCGGAGCCGACAACAUCUUCAUCUUUGUUCUGGAGUACCAGAGAGAUGUGCGGAAGCCUGGCGAGAAAAGAGAGCAGCAGAUAGGCCGUGUGCUUGGAAACGUCGCUCCCAGCAUGCUCCUGUGCAGUCUCUCGGAGUCCGUCUGCUUCUUUCUAGGGGCCCUGUCCACCAUGCCCGCGGUGAAGACCUUCGCUUUGUACGCCGCUCUGGCUGUGCUCAUGGACUUUGUCCUCCAGAUGACAGCGUUUGUGGCGCUGCUGUCGCUGGAUGCUCGACGGCAAGACAACGACCGCUGCGAGCUGCUCUGCUGCGUCACCGUGGCGACUCAGAAAUCCGACAAGCCCAACGAGGGCUUCCUCUUGCCCCUCAUGAGGAAGUAUUACGCCCCCGUGCUGCUGAACCGUUACAUGAGAUUCACCGUGAUGGUGGUGUUCCUCUUCAUGUUCAGUGGUUCUGUGUACCUCAUGUUCAAUGUGACAGUAGGUCUGGAUCAGGAGCUGGCUAUGCCCAAGGGCUCAUAUAUGCUGGAUUAUUUCCAGUACUUAUACAAAUAUUUGGAAGUCGGCGUGCCGGUUUAUUUUGUGACAAAACCAGGCUUCAAUUUUACCACGGUGGAGGGCAUGAACGCUGUGUGUUCCAGCGUGGGCUGCGACCAGUUCUCCAUGACUCAGAAGAUUCAAUAUGCCGCCAAUCACCCUGAACUAUCAUAUAUUGGCAUCUCUGCAAACUCCUGGGUGGACGAUUUCAUCGACUGGCUGAACCCGGGAUCCAGAUGUUGUCGACUUUAUAGCGUCGGUCCGAAUGCUGGAAAGUUCUGUCCUGUAGACAAACCUUCUUUGAUCUGUAGACGUAAGUGUGUGCCGAAGCCCCCGAACAGCGUCCUCCGACCCACCGUGGAACAGUUCAAUCGCUUUCUCCCGAAGUUUUUGGGUAAUAGGCCUGACCUGCAGUGUCCCAAAGGUGGACUGGGAGCAUAUGACACGGCUGUGGUGAAAGACGACAGGGGAGAGAUUAUCGGUGAGACCCAAAAAUCAAAUUACAGUUCAAAACGUUGGACUGAAGAGACGAGCCACAAGACACGUGACGAGUCGGCUUUUCUCCGUGUGCACGCAGCCUCUCGCUUCAUGGCCUACCACACACCUCUGAGCAACUCUCAGGAGUUCACGGCAGCACUCCUGAGGGCCAGAGAGCUGGCCUCCGACAUCACUGAGGGCAUGAAGAGGAUAAAUGGAACCUCUCCGGACUUUGAAGUCUUCCCAUACACGGUGACCAACGUUUUCUACGAGCAGUACCUGACCAUCGUGCCGGAGGGCCUCCUCAACAUCUCACUGUGUCUGCUGCCAACAUUCAUCGUGUGCUGUCUGCUGCUGGGCUUGGACCUGCGCUCCGGCCUGCUCAACCUCAUCACCAUCGUCAUGAUCACCGUGGACACCGUUGGGGUCAUGACACUCUGGGAAAUCCAUUACAACGCAGUGGCCCUGAUCAACCUGGUUACAGCAGUGGGCAUCUCCGUGGAAUUCGUGUCGCACAUGACGAGAUCGUUCGCGCUCAGCAUGAAGCCCUCUCGUGUGGAGCGAGCGAAGGAGGCCACCGCCAACAUGGGCAGUGCAGUGUUUGCUGGUGUUGCUAUGACCAACCUGCCCGGCAUCCUUGUGUUGGCCUUUGCCAAAGCCCAACUCAUCCAAAUCUUCUUCUUCCGCCUCAACCUGGUCAUUACACUUUUGGGAAUGGCUCACGGACUCAUCUUCCUCCCCGUGGUGCUUAGCUACUUUGGGCCUGGUGUGAAUAAAGCCGUGCUCCUGCAGAUCCAGCAGGCGCAAGCCAAGACCCACCCGGAACUGGAGCUGACAGACCACAUGAGACAAUUCUACGAUAACAUGUGCUACGAGGACAACGAGGUGAAAGAGGAGCCGCACUCCGACGCCGCGGAGGCUCCAGAAUACAAUAAAGGCCCAGCACCCAAUAGGAAACACAAACAGGAAGAGGAGAAAAUUGACUCUUUUUGA